AUGGACAACAACAAUAAUAAUAAUAAUAAUAAUAAUAAUAAUAAUAAUAAUAAUAAUAAUAAUAAUAAUAAUAAUAAUAAUAAUAAUAAUAGUAUUGUCGAGAAACCAAAGGUUAGUAGUACUCUAUUACCAGAUGCACAUGGUGUUUAUACUGGGGAAUCUAAAAGGGAGAGACUCAAUUACCUUGAGAACGAAGUUGCAUUGAUAAAAGAAGUUAGGGAUCAACAAAGUCAAUAUCUAAAAGCACAAGUCUUGGAAACAAAAGACAAAGAAGCAGAGUUGAAGCAACAACUAUCCUCCUCAACUCUCAAAAUAAUAGAGUUAAAUAAUAUUAUUGAUCAACUAUCCAAAGAGAUUGAGUACCUUAAGGAGUCUGUCUCAAACAUCCCAUGUAACUCAAUCAACAACAACAACAACAACAACAACAAUAGUAAUAAUAAUAGGAAUCCAAGUGAUAUACAAGACACAAACAAGAACAUUAGGAUCUAUGACUACUAUUUGAAGAAUCCGAGAUUCUUCGAGAAUGGAGAAUACCCUCAAGCUUAUAUUAAUGGAUUCCAUGUAAUGGUUAGACUUGCUCCAACAUUUUACAAGAACUAUCGGCAGGUGCUCUACUUGAACUUUGAUGACUGGAUCGAAGUGAUUGGAUUCUCUCCAAGUGUAGGUGGUGGCAAUAAGAAAGAGUACCGGACUUUAGAUAUACUAUUCUUCCAACCUGAGGAAGAGGGAAAGAGAGGAUACAAUCUUCCCAAGGGAUAUGGCCUCACAGGACUGAGAGAAGGAGACUAUGUUCGAACUACUUUCUUUACAACCAAGGAGGAUGGGACAGAAGUAAUCGACACUGGACUUAUUAGUAUUGACAAGUUGGAGGAAUACAAAUUUGGAUUCUACCUUGUUCGUUCAAAGUAUGGAGAACACUUUAUCACAGCCGAUCCAUCAGUCGUGGCCAUCAGGAUGGUUUACAUGAACUACACCUAC
Molecule: messenger RNA, 978 nt
Organism: Acytostelium subglobosum LB1
Lineage: Eukaryota; Evosea; Eumycetozoa; Acytosteliales; Acytosteliaceae
Exons: 1
Source: RefSeq, a predicted model, not a curated record